AUGGUGCAAGUAUCAAUGAAAAAGAAGGAAAAGGAAGAACCGCUCUUCAUCUUGCAGCAAGUAUUAAUAAUAAAGAUACAACAGAACUGCUUAUUUCAAAUGGUGCAAGUAUCAAUGAAAAAGAUGAAGAAGGAAGAACCGCUCUUCAUCUUGCAGCAAGUAUUAAUAAUAAAGAUACAACAGAACUGCUUAUUUCAAAUGGUGCAAGUAUCAAUGAAAAAGAAGGAAAAGGAAGAACCGCUCUUCAUCUUGCAGCAAGUAUUAAUAAUAAAGAUACAACAGAACUGCUUAUUUCAAAUGGUGCAAGUAUCAAUGAAAAAGAUGAAGAAGGAAGAACCGCUCUUCAUCUUGCAGCAAGUAUUAAUAGUAAAGAUACAACAGAACUGCUUAUUUCAAAUGGUGCAAGUAUCAAUGAAAAAGAAGGAAAAGGAAGAACCGCUCUUCAUUAUGCAGCAGGUAAAAAUAGUAAAGAUACAGCCGAACUGCUUAUUUCAAAUGGUUCAAAUAUCAAUGAAAAAGAAGGAAAAGGAAGAACCGCUCUUCAUUAUGCAGCAAGUAAAAAUAGUAAAGAUACAGCCAAACUGCUUAUUUCAAAUGGUGCAAGUAUCAAUGAAAAAGAUGAAGAAGGAAGAACCGCUCUUCAUCUUGCAGCAAAUACUAAUAGUAAAGAUACAGCCGAACUGCUUAUUUCAAAUAGUGCAAAUAUUAAUGAAAAAGAUGAUGAAGGAAAAACUGCUCUUCAUUAUGCGGCAUUACGUAAUAGUAAAGAAACAUUCUUUACUCUUAAAUCACAUGGUGCAAAUAUCAUGGGUACAGACACUUUUUAACGUUAAAUUUAAAAAAUAA
Molecule: messenger RNA, 846 nt
Organism: Trichomonas vaginalis G3
Lineage: Eukaryota; Parabasalia; Trichomonadida; Trichomonadidae
Exons: 1
Coding region: 1-846 (281 amino acids)
Source: RefSeq, a predicted model, not a curated record